Messenger RNA from Lodderomyces elongisporus, 2628 nucleotides. RefSeq names its product oxysterol-binding protein related protein (gene OSH3). The transcript has a single exon. Gene Ontology annotation, cellular component: cytosol; membrane; intracellular membrane-bounded organelle. The coding region runs from base 1 to 2628 and encodes 875 amino acids. NCBI's taxonomy places the organism in Eukaryota, Fungi, Ascomycota, Pichiomycetes, Serinales, Debaryomycetaceae. Gene Ontology annotation, molecular function: sterol binding. The record is from RefSeq and is a predicted model, not a curated record. Gene Ontology annotation, biological process: piecemeal microautophagy of the nucleus; endocytosis; exocytosis.
AUGGAGACUUUGGAAAUUCAUUCCAAGGAUUUCUUGAUCAAAUGGAUCACGGCACCUGAAAACUCUGUCAUUGAUUGGCAAGUAAGACCCUUGAAGAAAUCCAUCAAUUUCGCAUUUUAUCAGAAAACUGAUGUAACUUCUGCAAACUCACAAAACUCCACGUCAACACCAGAAUCAAAUAGCGGCGCCAGCACACCAACAGCUGACUCACCACAUUUGAAUUCAAGGCUUAGAGCCAACUCCACAGCCUCAGUCAAUCAGUUCAAGAAGGCUAAUGAUGUUUACAGAUCCAAAUCAAGAACAUCAACGUUGUCAUCGAUUGGAGAGUCCAACCUUGAGUUGGUGAAGAAUUACAACAAAUUGGUUGCCAAUGAAUUGGUUAAAGGUAAAUUUGAAACCACCACUGGAGGAACGUUUGCCUUUGUGUUUGACAAUUCUUUUUCCAAAACAAUUGCCAAAUCAGUGCAAUUCUCCGUUGAGGUUGAGUUGCAAAAACCAUUACCACAACAAGAAAACAAUACUAUUCGACAAAAUGACCAACACGUGUUUGAAGAUACACAAAGUGGCAACGGCACAAUCAGUGCAGGCGAGAUCUUGCAAAGCGUUAUGUUAAAGAAGAGAAGAAAAAAGUUGCAGGGUUUUGUUAAGCGUUACUUUGUCUUGAAUUUCAAACGGGGUACAUUAUCCUAUUUCAAAGUCGAUGAUAACAAGUUGAGAGGCCAGAUGCCCAUCAAGGAUGCCAUAGUUUCGGCAAACGCAUCAAGUCGACAGUUGAUCAUUGAUUCAGGAAUGGAAGUAUGGCAAUUGAAAACCAUCAAUAAAGCUGAUUUUAAUGCAUGGGUCAAUGCAUUUAAUGCAAUUAAAAAGGAGGACUCCCAGCAACCGGCAGUAUUACCUACAGGCUCAUCCUCAUCGUCAUCACACGCUUUUGCACAAGCUUCGGGCUCUGCUGCUCCAAUACAGUCAUUAAGUUUGAUAGCCCUGAAGAUAAGCAAAUUGCAAUUGGAACAACCAUCCCCAUUGGUGGAUGAAAUUCAUCAAGAAAUUACUACAUUGUUGGAAAAAUUUAGAAGUGACACUGGUAGUGCUUCUUCAGAUUCACAGUCAUUGUUUUCUUCAGAGUUCCAUGACGCAGAAGAACACUUUGAUGAUGAAGGUGUUGUGUUUUUGGAUGAUGGAGGAUACCCAUCUCAACAGGAUGAUGAAGAGGAUCAAGUUGCAGAAGAGUCCUCAGAUGACGACGACGAUGAUGAUGAUGAUGAUGACGAUGACGAUAACAAUGACUAUUAUAGUAAAGGAGCAGCUCCAGAUGCUGCAGGUGGUGCUGCAGCUGUAGGAACAGUCGGAGACCAGCAACAGCAACAGCAACAGCAACAGUCUCAGCAACAAAUACCACCACAAAAACAGGAUCUUCCACAACCAACAAUUUCAGAAGAAGACAAUUUAUGGCCAUUACCUCACGAGCCAGUUUCUAGAAACUCUGACGUUCCGGUGUGUACGCACACUCCACCAUCAUUAUUGAGCUUUGUUCGUAAAAAUGUUGGAAAAGAUCUUUCCACCAUUGCUAUGCCAGUCACAUAUAAUGAACCGACAACGGUUUUGCAGAAGUUUGCCGAAAUGUUGGAGUACCCUGAAAUUGUUACCAAUGCUUUGGGAUCCGAUUUUCCUGACGGUUCAGGAGAGAAAUUAUUGAGAAUAGCUGCGUUUGCCUUGAGUUCUCUUUCCUCUACACGUUCCAAAGAAAGAAAUAAGCGUAAGCCAUUUACACCAUUGCUCGGCGAAACGUAUGAGUUGGUUCGUGAAGAUUUGGAUUUCAGGUUGGUUUCAGAAAAGGUUAGUCACCGACCACCAGUGUUUGCAUACCAUGUUGAUACUGAGAAUUGGACGAUGGAUUUUGCUGUAUCGCCAUCACAGAAAUUUUGGGGUAAGCAAUCCGAGGUAACAACUAAAGGUUUGGUUGUAUUGACAGAUAAACAUACGGGUGAGGAGUUUACUUGGACUCAAGCAACACAAAUGAUAAAAAAUAUCAUUGCUGGAGAAACUUAUGCAGAGCCUACAGGAACUGUGAGUAUCAAAUCAUCGAAUGGGUACAAGGCAGUUGCUGAAUUUGCCAAGGGAGGUAUGUGGAGUGGCAGAUCCGAAGGAGUUACCAUAAAGGUUUACGACAAUAAAAAGAAAGAGUUGCCAUAUACGGUAUUUGGAAACUGGACUGAGAGUUUCACACUAAAGACAAACUCUACCGAAAAGAGCAUAUGGGAAGCUGGUGAAUUGGUGCCAAACGAAAAGAAAAAGUAUGGUUUUACUGUGUUUGCCGGUACUUUGAACAAGAUUACCGAUAUGGAAAAAGGUCAAUUGCCUCCAACCGACUCAAGACUCAGACCUGACUUGCAGGCAUACGAGAAAGGCGACGUUGAUACUGCUGAAAAUUUGAAAGUGAAGUUGGAACAGGAUCAAAGAGACAGAAGAAAGCAAUUAGAGGACGUCGGACAGGAGUACGUGCCACAGUUUUUCAGGUUUUCUGGAAAGGGACCCCUUGACGAGGGUAAAUGGGAAUAUAUCACUGGCGAAAGAAGCUAUUGGAGUAGGAGAAAGAGACAAGAUUGGGCGGGAUUGACCAAAUUAUGGUAA